GUCAAAACACGCUGCACUGGAAUUACUGCAAAUCUGCAAAAGCGUGUUUCUCUAUAUAAAUAUAGAUAAAACCCUUUAAGUGCAAUCCCAGUAAUAUGUAAAAUAGUGUUUCCAUUGUGGUCAAAUUCUUCUAUUAUUAAAAGUUAAAGUUUAGGUCAAUUUAACUAUUUUAGGUUAGGAUCUUGUUCAACAUGAACGACGAAAGAGGUUUUAAUAAGAAGUACAAUAAUUGGAAUAGUCAGAGUCGUGGUUCUUAUAGGGGAGGAGGUGGGAGGGGCAAUAAGAGGGGAGCAUGGCGCGGAGGGCGCUCUAAUUACCGAGGAUCUCAAUCCCAUGGCAAUUAUGGAAACCGUGGGGAUCAAAGCUUCCGCGGCCAAAAUCGUCAGCAAAACAACUAUAAGAAUCAGAACCAACAGUGGCAGAAUCGGCCCAAACGGGACCGGCCUGGUAAAAGGCUCACUGAAGAAGAGAUUGGUGUGACGGAGUAUGUAACUGAUCAUGAAGGUUUUCUUGGCAUUAUAAAGUCUAGAUACUCAGAUUUCCAAGUAUCAGAAAUCAACGAGCAGGGUGAGGUAGCAAAGUUGACUAACCUCUCCCCACCGGAGCCCCCAGAGGAGAAAGAGGUGGUGGAAGAUGAAGAUCUGCUCCUCUGCAAGUAUAACCUCGAAUUGCUGCCUAUGGAUACAUGGGACCGAAUUAACAAAAUGGCCGUUUGUGCUGAUGCUAGUUCUGAUGUUGUUGAAGUAGAUGUGACGGGUAUGACUAAGGAGCAGAGGACGAAGAUCCAUGAUGGAGUGAAGAAAGCAUUUGGCAAGUGCAUAGUGGGCAGUACUGUCACUGAAGGAGACAAAAAGUUGGUGCGCUUCGUCAAGUUCAAGAAAGGAGUGCGUAUCGACAACCGCGUCAAAUGGGUAUGGCCGGCUGAGUAUACAUACUUCAUAGUGCACAAGGAGAACUGUGAUACUAUGGAUGCUGCUUCUAGAAUUGCGGAGAAAUGCAAGCUUAAUAUAAGGCCGUCGAUGCUGGGGUACGCCGGCACGAAAGACCGGCGCGCGAAGACCUCGCAGUGGUUCAGCCUGCGCAAAGUGGACCCGCGGAAGAUAGCGGGGGCCUGCAGGGGGAUGCGCGACGUCAGGGUUGGGAACUUCACCUUUAGACCCAACAAUCUCAAGCUCGGCAUGUUGAGGGGCAACCAGUUCAGAAUCGCUCUCCGCAACGUGACAGCUGAAGACGAUUAUGUAACCACUGCGUGUCAGUAUUUGAAGAACAAGGGUUUCAUCAACUACUACGGGUUGCAACGCUUUGGUUCGCGCGUCGACAUCCCUACUUGCCAAGUUGGAUUGAAGCUGUUGCAAGGAAACUUAAAAGAGGCGAUAGACUGCAUCCUGUCGGAGCGCGAGGGCCCGCUGCAGGGCGCGCUGCGCGCCUACCGCGAGGAGGGCGCGGGCGCCGCGCUGCGCGCCUGGCCGCGCCGCGCGCCGCACGCCAGCAUCGAGCUGCGCCUGCUGCGGGCGCUGCGGGCGCGCCCGCACGACCUGCUGGGCGCCCUCGACAAGCUCGCCCGUAACACCCGUCUCCUAUACCUGCACUCGUACCAGUCUCUGGUAUGGAACCGUGCCGUCUCAGAGCGCAUCCGUCGCUUCGGACUGCAGCCUGCCAUAGGGGACCUCGUACCACUGGACGUGAGGAUCGAAGAAGAAAUAGAAGUACCUUCAGAUUUAGAGGAUGAAGAGGAGGACUCGGAUUUCGAAGGCAACGACGACAAGUCAGAAAAUGGCGGCGACGACAAAAUGGCCGACAAAGAGCAAACGCUGCCGUAUGAUCUAGAAACUUCCAUCAAACAAGUGAAACAGAAAGUUCCUACCAAAGUAUUGACGCAAGAAGACAUUGAUGGUGGGAAAUACAGUAUAUUUGAUAUCAUCUUACCUCUGCCUGGACACAUGAUCGAGUAUCCACCAAAUAUGAAGCAGUUUUACUUGGAAACUUUGGAGAAAGACGGACUGAAUAUGGAAAUGAAGCACAAAUUCAAGAGCUACACAAUGUCCGGCGCGUACCGGCACAUGGUGGUGCGUCCGGUGGACGUGUCGUGGCGCUGCGUGCGCUACAGCGACCCCUACGCCGACCUCAUCCGCUCCGACGUCGACGAGCUCGAGGGGAAGGAGCUGCACGGGAUUAUUGACCACGGCAAGUACCGAGCACUGAUUCUGAACAUGACGCUGCCAUCAAGUUGUUACGCCACCAUGGCGCUGAGGGAGCUCCUCAAAAUUGACACCUCAAGUGACAACCAGGCUCUUCAAAACAACUACCACAAGAAGAAGGAAGCAGAUCAGACAGAGAAGACAGGAGAAAGUGAGAGUGAGAAGAUAAAUGAAAGUGAGAUGGCCGAAGAAACUAAUACAGAAAAGGAGAGUGACGAAACAGAAACUUCAAAUAAAGAUGGGGAUAUAACAGAAGUUGAUGAUGGAGUAAAAGCAGUAAUUAAGACAGAGACAGGAGAUAACCAAGCAGAGAAGAGAAAGUUAGAGAGUGCCGGAGAUGAAGUAGAAGUUAAGAAGCUGAAGCAAGAAGUAGAAUUAGAAUAAAUAUUCCAUUCAACUA
Molecule: messenger RNA, 2598 nt
Organism: Pectinophora gossypiella (pink bollworm)
Lineage: Eukaryota; Metazoa; Arthropoda; Insecta; Lepidoptera; Gelechiidae
Gene: Pus7
Product: pseudouridylate synthase 7 homolog
Exons: 11
Coding region: 192-2582 (796 amino acids)
Biological process (GO): pseudouridine synthesis
Cellular component (GO): nucleus
Molecular function (GO): RNA binding; pseudouridine synthase activity
Source: RefSeq, a predicted model, not a curated record